Molecule: messenger RNA, 6139 nt
Organism: Dreissena polymorpha
Lineage: Eukaryota; Metazoa; Mollusca; Bivalvia; Myida; Dreissenidae
Product: paired box protein Pax-5-like
Exons: 12
Coding region: 564-2795 (743 amino acids)
Biological process (GO): regulation of transcription by RNA polymerase II; anatomical structure development
Molecular function (GO): DNA-binding transcription factor activity, RNA polymerase II-specific; RNA polymerase II cis-regulatory region sequence-specific DNA binding
Source: RefSeq, a predicted model, not a curated record
CGUGAACAUGAGAAAAAUCGUUUGGGCCGCUCAUGUGAUUUUUCGUUCGGGUGUAAACAUUUAUGGCGGGACUAAGCAAAGGGAUUUUCGUUAGAGUUCUCGGGACCAAAAGAUUACAAAUUGACCUCUAACGGUGACUACCGACAAGAGAUUGUGGGAAUACACGGUGCGAAAGGCGUGUCCUGUUGCUUGUGACGACACGGAUCAGGGAGGCUACCUCUGAGAAACUUCUGUAUGGCUGACUGAACCUUCGCAGGUAUCGGUUCAGUAAUACUUCGGCUUCACGGUGUUCUGACUUCAUAUUCUAAGUAUUCUUGUCAAUCGGUGUUCGUCAGAGUUGAGCAACUCUGGAUAUAUACAAUUACAUGCUGUCAAACAUGUGCUGCGCUAGGUAUUUUAUUAAUUACAACUCGUACAUGUGUACCGUGUAAGGAAUAACGUGUGCUUAACGGGCUUUUGAUUGGAAUAUAGUGACAAGUGUGUUGUUGGACAGCUGUGUUAAUGCCAGUUUGAUAGUUGACAAUAUCUCGUAACGGUAAAUACACAAAACGGCGAGCUUUAUCAUGAAAAUGAGCGUUGACGGAGGUCUCGUUCUGAUCCCGUCGACGGCGGGAUUGACGUCGGCGUCGGAACACUACAUAAUGUCAUCGGCCGAUGCAUUGGCGUUGACGUCCGUUCCAAUGUCGGUGAUGACGACGUUACAGUCGGUGCCCCAUACGGACAUUGUGGCGGCCGCCGCAGCUGCUGCCAUCCACAACGACGACAUUCCCGACGACGAAGACGACGAAAACAACUGUGACCGAGACCAAGGAGAAGACGAAGAAGAUGCGAGCGGAUCUAGGCGUCCGAUACGUAUCGUUAUUGAACAGGACGGGGAAGGUGCCCAUUCGUCUGACAUUGAAAUCAAACACGAGCCGCCUCCAUUGGAGGCUCCUUCUCAGAUCCAACCAGUCUCCAUUUCCGCUCACCAGUUGCAGCAGCUGCAGACGGCCACCCUACUUCCGGCCCACGCCAUCAUCGAGAUGCUACCGCAGCAUCUCAUUGAACACCAACAACUGCUGCAGCAACAACAUCAGCAGUUGCAGCAGCAACAGGCACAACUUCAGCAGUAUCAGCAACAGGUUCAGUUUGAACUUCAGCAGCAGCAGCAACAGCAACAAAACCAACAACAAUCGGUUCAGACGCCACAGAAGACUGGCAAGGGAGGAAAGAGCAAGUCGAAUGCCGCAAACAACAACAACAUCAGCGCUAAUAACAACAACAACAACAACGAGGACAGCGAGGAGAACAGCGAAAAUGGAGGUAAAGGUCAUGGCGGGGUAAACCAGCUGGGUGGGGUAUUCGUGAACGGCCGGCCGUUACCGGAUGUGGUACGGCAGCGGAUCGUAGAGCUGGCCCACACGGGGGUACGGCCAUGUGACAUUUCCCGGCAGCUGCGCGUCUCGCACGGUUGUGUGAGCAAAAUUCUCGGCAGAUAUUACGAAACAGGCUCCAUAAAGCCCGGAGUUAUAGGCGGCUCGAAGCCGAAGGUGGCCACUCCUGCGGUGGUUGAGGCCAUAACGCGCUACAAGGCGGAGAACCCCACGAUGUUCGCGUGGGAAAUCAGGGACCGUCUGCUCUCCGAGAACGUCUGCACGAGCGACAACGUGCCCAGCGUCAGUUCCAUUAACAGAAUCGUACGAAACCGUGCCUCGGACAGCGCACGUGGAAAAAGCAACGACGGCGGUUCGCCGUUGUCGGACGCCGUGAGCCCUCACGGGUCCCCUAACGGUCAGGGAAACACCUACUCCAUCAACGCAAUCAUGGGUCUACAGGGGACAACGUCCCUUACCGACCACAACGGCAACACGGGCACGAAACGGAAACUAGUGGAUGAAAAUGGUUCAAACGGGCAUGAUGGAAAACUAGAUGAAAACCAACAAAUUAUAAAUAAUAACAACAUGGGAGAUUUCUUCUAUCCAAAGUCGGGCCGCAUGGACAACGGCGUCCUCAUGCCGGAGCAGGGUCAGGCCAUAGUCGUGAACGGUCAGCUCUACGCCCACGGUCUCCAUCCGCCCCCCUACGCCAGUUACUUGUCGGCCAACCCUCCAAUCAAGCAGGAGUACGCCGCCUCCUCUCCCAGCCUGGAGGACCAGGCUCGGUCACAUGCCGGCAGCGAAGGGUCACAUAGGCAAAAUAUAAUUGGGGGCCUAGGUCGCCUGGAGUCCGGUCGCGGUAGUUCGCCUCACGAUGUUCCGGGCGCCCAGUCCGAUACCCAGACCUCAGAAUACGAAGCAGCUUCAAAUAAUAGCCAGAGCGGCGCCGUGAAUGUAAAUCAGACGGUUAUCACUAAUACACCUACCCCGGGGCACACCCCCUCCCCAAAGCCCGGGACCCCGAUAAAUGGAAAUUUAACCGAACUCACGCCCGUGCAGUCGACCUUAGGUCAGACUUACACGCCUUUGCCGUCAUUCCCUGCUCAAUUCUCAAGUCAAGGUACUACGGGGUAUACAAGUGCCGUGUAUACAAACCACUCGGUUGUGGGUACGGCUGUUCCAUCAAUUGUCCUCACCCCACAAGUAUCGUCAGCUGCUCAAUACACAGGUUCAAUGCCAGGUAACACUGGGGAUUAUUACCAGUCCGUACCGUACACUCAGUACCAGACCACGUCUCCAUACAACGACCCACAGUGGGCGGUCAGGUACGGGCCCAGCGGAAUCAUCAAUCCACAGUACUACUAUCAACCCCAGAUUGCCUUGUCCGGAAACAGAAAUGACCAGGCUGUUGGAAUUCCUGCAAGUCCAGAGAAAUCUUAGAGACAUCAACUUCUUGUUAUCAUGCAUCUCCUUAUAACUGCACAGAAAUCGCGCUCACAAUGCCAUAGUGUUCGGACAUUUUAUUUCGGAGUCAGGCAAUUGUGUUUGCGUUGUUCAACAGGUUGCCAUGGAGCAAUUUCUGCACAUGUUCUAGAAGACAUAUGAUGUGUUCUCCAACUUACAUAGCUUGCAGUGCUGGGCGUCGCAUUCUGUAUUGAACUACUGACUUCAAACAGCGUAAUUUACACACACAGUGAUGGUGACAUUCAAUUACAGUGUGAGACCUAGAACAUGGAAUGUGGGGACAUAGAAUGGACUGCUACACACAAAUGUAUUGUGUUUGUGCACAUAUACAAACCCAGAUGCACAUUUAAGAGGGUAACACGAGUACGUAGUCGGAAUAAACAGGGUAUUCGAUACUUAACACACUUAAGCAUUAAGUGAAUUUAAUCGGACGGAAAUUGUAGGAGAUUAAAAAUGGAACUGCAGUGGCAUAUUACAAGAGUGUGCUAUCGCAAGUGCACAAUCGAUGAACAAACAUCACUCACCCGAUUUCCAAGUUCUAGGAAGGGUCUUGAAACUCCUCAGAAAAAGCUGCGUUUUGAAGGGAUCUUUAAAUAUGUGUACAGAUAGUUGAAGUACGACAGGCAAUUAUGCCUCAUAUCUACCAAUAUUUUCUUCGUAUCAGAUUAUAUUUUGUAGAAGAAAGCUCACAUUUUGAUUUGUUACAAAUAUUAUAUGUUUUAGAGUUUUAUAAUCUCGUAAUUGUAAAUAUUCCCAUCCAGUUUUCAUAUUUUGUAUAAUUAUCAUAAAGUUGAUUUGCGCGAUUGCAAAUUCAUAAAGGUACCGACAUAUACUCAAUAAUACUGACAUAAUUGUUAGUUCGUAAUUUAGUGUGACUGCAAUGUGUGACUGAUGUAGAAGUAGUUAUAGCUUUACAUUUUAAAGGUUUGAGUGUUCUGCAACAGUAGUGUGUAGUCUUUGAACGAUUCGGUGUGACUGUUUUGUUUUGUGGAUGGAAGUUAUUGAUUUGAAGAAAUUAGAUUUCAAACUUCUACUUACAAUUCUGUUAAUACAACUUACAACUGAUAUGUCUUCUAAGGGUUUUGUAUAUUAUAGUUCUCAGCGUAUUCGUUAUGGUUUUGACAUCAUUUUGCGACAUAAACAUCUAUAACCAAUCAGGGUGUAAACAGGGUAGAACUUUUACAUCAAUGUGUUCUGAAAUCUUGCAGCAUAAUAUGUAGAAAUCUCGUUGCAUAAUACAUGGCAUUUGAACAUUAUAUUAGACAUUUUUGUUCUCGAUUUUCUAUGAAGUAAUAAGUUCAAAAUAUAACAAAGGAAUAAUUUAGUUCCGGACAAUCAUGAAUUGUUUCCAAAGCGUUAUAUGUAGGAACCGGUUGUUGUAAUCUGGAUGAAUUAAAAACUACUUUUUAUAACGUUGACUAUCUGACUUUAUUUAGACGUAUAUUGAAGUAGAAACAAUCGUGUUUACCGUCAUUGAAUGCUUGUUUAAAUAUCAAGCAAUCCUGGUGUACUUUCGCUUUUCACGAAUUUUCUUAACUUUCAGAACUUUUGUCACAUAUGAAUGUUAACUAGUUGUAAAUACACACAUUCUACAAUUUUCAUUCAAAACAAAAUCAAUAGCAAUAUCAUAAAUAUGUUUGUUCUUUUUUUAACUUAGAUACAUAUCAUAUUGCUUGUCACUUAUGUGUGUAUGUUAUUUUAAAAUUGUGUUAUUUCCAAAUGCACUGUUACUGCUGGAGUUGAUUAUCGCAAUUGUCGAACGACAAAUUGCCUCAGUAGCAAUAUAUAUGUGUUGCGUAAAUCUCUGUAUACUUACAUUAUUUACAACUGAAUAUGACACUUAAAAAGCAAUAAAUGAGACAUCAUUAAUAUGGUUUAAAAUAGGGUGAACGUUGUUUUGUAUUAUUUCAUUAUCAUGCUAUUUGAUGGGUAUACGGCAAAAAUCUCUUUUUUGUUGACAAAUAUACAUGACAAUAUACAUGUUUUGUAUGAGUUAAAAAGAUAUAACAUUUUCGUUCAAAAUGUUUCUUUGUUCGGCAUAAUGUACGUAUAAUGUACUCGUAGACAUUUAUUUUGAUUUUCACUCAAUUAAGUGCAAUAGCUUAAUAUGUAAAAUUUAUAAAUUUGCUAAAUACUAACUGUAAUGAUUAUUUAAAAAUGUCACAUGUUUCCAAAUAAAUAAGGUACUGAUAAUCGUUAUUGUUUGCGGCUAAAAAUCCAUUUCAACCUCAAAUCUCGACCGCAACUUCUAUUGGUAUUUAUGUAGAAUAUUCAUACUUAAUUAAGAUUUAACCUUAUUGUUCAAGAUUUGAUCUCAAUGAUGUGUAGUGCUUUUGUUGUGUUUUUUUUUAAUAUAAAAUUUGUAGAAUCGACAUAAUUGACCCACGUCACGGGAAAACGGUUCUUAUUGCGCAGUAUGGUAAUGAACAACUGCUGAUAUGUGAAUAACUUUUGGUUUUAAUGUUGGUCCAACAAUAUUUCUGUUGCUUUCUGCUGCUUUUUUCUUAGCAUACAAAUCGGGUAGGAUGUAAUCAGGGAGAAUACAUGUUUGAUUUUUUAGCGCCUAAAUUCUUGCCAGUAGUAAUAACGAAGUCCUGGUGUAUUUUUUAAGAACUGUUAUAAUUGAGCCAUGCUGUGUGAAAAGGGUGUUUAACGCAUGUGCGUAAAGUGUCAUCCCAGAUAAGCCUGUGUAGUCCGCACAGGCUAAUCAGGGACAACACUUUCCGAUUGUAUGAUAAUUUUCGUUUCAAUAAAGUCUCUUCUUAGCAAAAAUCAAGUUUAGGCGGAAAGUGUCGUCCCUGAUAAGCCUGUGCGAACUGCACAGUCUAAUCUGGGACGACACUUUACGCACAUGCAAAAUAAAACCCCUUUAUCACAGAUCACGGCCAAAUUAUAUUUUACUACUUUACAAACUUACAUGAUUGAGCUUAAGAGCGAAAACUUCGAACAUGAACAUGACGCUUUUUAUAUGUUCUUGCUUUUACAAAGUUUUUGUCACAUUUUUUUUUCAAACAAACUGUUGUAACUGUUACUGAGUUAAUGCAUAUAUUUGAAAUCUAGACAGGUAUUUACAAAACAGAAUCAAACUUACAGAAGUUAUGUUUAGUUCAAGUGCUAUAGAUAUGUUUCCCUCUUUGUGUACAUAGAAUUUGGUUUUAUAGCUUUUAUACAAAUAAUUAUGACCUUAUUUGAAUUAUAUGCACGGCGAACUUACCCACCUGUGUCCAUGCUACUGGAAGCAAUGUGUGACUGAAUGUAAAAUACACAAUGCUUGUCAUAUUUUCAUAUGACUCAAACGAAAUAAAUAUUUGUUACAUUAA